AUGACGGGAACUGAAGCAGUGGAGGAGAAGAAACUUAGCAAAAAUGAACAAAAACGACAGCUGAAAGCACAGCAGAAGCUGAAAGAAAAAGCAGAGAAAGAACUGCAACGUGCUGCAGCUGCGACAGCUGCUACAACAAUGGAAAAAGGCAAGCGAGAUGAAAAAAUGGUGGAUCCAUCGGACCCACAAGAGUAUUUCAAACUGCGAACAACUUUGAUUAACGAACGUCGAAGUAAAGGCAUCAAUCCAUAUCCCCACAAAUUUCACGUUUCGAUAUCUUUAACCGAUUUUAUCGAAAAGUAUGACAGUUUGGAGAAGGAUGUCAUAUUAAAUGACAGUAUUCAAAGUGUAGCUGGGCGAAUAUUUUCAAAACGAGAAUCAGGAGGAAAAUUAAUAUUUUAUGAUCUUCAUGGAGAAGGAACGCGUCUACAAGUACUCGCAAAUGCUAGAUUUCACAGUGGCGAUGAGUCAUUUGACAGUCUUCAUGAUAGAAUCAAGCGGGGAGAUAUUAUUGGUGUGAAUGGAUAUCCAGCAAGGUCUAAAUCUGGCGAACUGAGUAUUAUACCACGAGAGAUCGUUCAAUUGACUCCAUGCUUGCACAUGUUGCCACAUACACACUUCGGUUUGAAAAAUCAAGAGACCAGAUAUCGGAUGCGUUAUCUGGAUUUAAUCAUGAAUACCGAUGUCAAGAAUAAAUUUGUGACUCGGUCGAGGACAAUCAGUUUUUUGAGACGUUAUCUUGAUAACUUAGGUUUCUUGGAGGUUGAAACACCCAUGAUGAAUCUUAUAGCUGGUGGUGCUACAGCUAAACCAUUCAUCACACAUCACAAUGACCUCGAUAUGGACCUUUAUCUUCGAGUUGCACCUGAAUUGUAUCUGAAAAUGUUGGUGGUCGGUGGCAUUGAUCGUGUUUAUGAAAUAGGACGAGUGUUCCGUAAUGAAGGGAUUGACCAAACUCAUAAUCCAGAAUUUACAACAUGCGAAUUUUACAUGGCUUAUGCAGACUAUGAGGAUUUAAUGAAAAUUACUGAGGAUAUGCUUUCGAGACUGGUUUAUUCUAUACAUGGAACUUACAAAAUUCAAUAUCACCCGAAUGGUAUAGGCGAGGAACCCGUAUACGAAGUUGAUUUCACUCCACCUUUUCAACGAGUAGAUAUCUAUGAUGGAUUGCAAGAAAAACUUGGUGUUAAAUUCCCUCCAGCUAACACUCUCGACACCGAUGAAGCAAAUAAAUUCUUUGAUAAGUUAGCAGUUGAAAAUAAUGUCGAAUGUCCAGCUCCACGAACAACAGCAAGAUUGCUUGAUAAGUUAAUCGGUGAAUUCUUGGAACCAACAUUUAUAUCGCCAACUUUUCUCACCGGACAUCCACAGCUAAUGUCGCCCUUAGCAAAAUGGCACCGUUCGAUGCCUGGCCUAACAGAAAGAUUCGAAUUGUUCGUAGUCACCAAAGAGAUCGUUAACGCUUAUACGGAAUUGAAUGAUCCACUGACACAACGGCUUCGUUUCGAAGAACAAGCAGAGCAAAAGCAAGCAGGUGAUGACGAAGCACAAAUUAUCGAUGAAAAUUUUUGUACCGCAUUGGAGUACGGUUUACCACCAACUGCUGGAUGGGGUAUUGGUAUUGAUCGUCUGACUAUGAUCUUAACUGACAGCAAUAAUAUCAAAGAAGUGUUGUUCUUCCCAGCAAUGCGGCCUGAUGAAAAGACUACAAAUCUUUCAAACGAAGGAGGUAAUGCGUAA
Brugia malayi is the source of this 1740-nucleotide messenger RNA. It is a transcript of the gene Bma-kars-1, whose product is annotated as lysyl-tRNA synthetase, putative. The coding region runs from base 1 to 1740 and encodes 579 amino acids. Gene Ontology annotation, molecular function: lysine-tRNA ligase activity; ATP binding; tRNA binding. The transcript is spliced from 15 exons. Gene Ontology annotation, cellular component: cytoplasm; mitochondrion; cytosol. Lineage: Eukaryota; Metazoa; Nematoda; Chromadorea; Rhabditida; Onchocercidae. Gene Ontology annotation, biological process: lysyl-tRNA aminoacylation. The record is from RefSeq and is a predicted model, not a curated record.